GUCUUGGGUAAUAGACUCCAGCGACCGGAAGCACAGCGGAGGCCUCUGAAAAUUGCGUCACCCCGGAGUUUAUCGGCCAGUCAGAUUCACCACUGCUACCCGCGAAACACCAAUCAGCUGCUGUCUCGUUGGAGGGUCGACUUUGGGUGGAAGGGUCGCUGUAGCCUGGGAAAAGCGAGAUGGGGGUGAAGCUGGAGGUGUUUCGGAUGAUUGUGUACCUCACUUUCCCUGUGGCUAUGUUCUGGAUCUCCAAUCAGGCCGAGUGGUUUGAGAGUUCUGUCAUACAGCGCAAGAGAGAGCUAUGGCCACCUGAGAAAGAGGACCAGCGCCAAGAGCUGGAAGAAUUCCGAGAGAAAAUCCGGAAGCAGCGGGAGGAGAGACUCUUUCGAGCUGCCCAGCAGAGCUCCUGAGGCGGCCAAUCACUUUAAUCCCAGUCCUCUGCCCACGAAAUAACACAGACUCAGUUCCUUGUU
Molecule: messenger RNA, 473 nt
Organism: Heterocephalus glaber (naked mole-rat)
Lineage: Eukaryota; Metazoa; Chordata; Mammalia; Rodentia; Bathyergidae
Gene: Pet100
Product: PET100 cytochrome c oxidase chaperone
Biological process (GO): mitochondrial respiratory chain complex IV assembly
Cellular component (GO): mitochondrial inner membrane; mitochondrion
Source: RefSeq, a predicted model, not a curated record